UGUUUUUUGUUUGUUUGUUUUUUGUUUUUACGGAGUACAGAAGCGAACCCGGGCAAGCGGCUAUUGGCAGGACUUUAAAUGUCUUGGAAACAAGAAUUGGAAUUUACAAAGAGAGAUAAAGCCGCCAGAGUCAUUCAGAAGGCCUGGAAAAGUUUCCUUAAUGUUACUGUAUUCCAACACUUUAAAAGUCUGAUUAAUAUAAGAAGACAAGGGGAACCACGUCAGAUAGUAAGAUAUAUUAAUCCUAAGGAGGCAGAGCUUCUAGAUGCUGCUGCUGGCGUUCAUGUACGGUUCAGAUUAGGUGGUGUUAAAUUUCCACCUGAAAUAUACUAUAAAAUUUUUACUGAGAGACAUAUUGAAGAUCUGUGUGCUAAUAGCCCUCGAGAUUACACAAAACUUUCAGCAAAAUAUGCAUCUCAUAUUCAAAGUGAUAAUGUUCAGGAAGAGGAUCACAGUGGAUGGUAUUGUCGUAUAGAGAACAAUGGCUGGAGACCUGUUUCUGAUACAUUUUGGAUGUCCACUGAAGAUGUAAUGGUGGGAGACAAAAAGGAAUGCAAAUUUCAUUUCUCUAAACUGAAGAGAAGACAAGAUAUGGAAAAGAAAAGAAAAAUUAGAAAAAUAGAAUGGAUGAGGCAAAUGUACUAUGCAGGAAGCCUGGCGGCUAAGUCAACAAAUAGUGAAACUCUGGGUUUAAUUCACACAGCAACGAAAGGGCUAAUCAGAUCUAUUGAAGAUGGUGGGAUAGAUUCUGUGAUGGAAUGGGAAGUGGAUGAAGUGCUGAACUGGACAAAUACACUGAACUUUGAUGAGUAUAUCGCCAACUGGAAGGAAAUUGCUACAAGCAACUCUUCAGCUAACUUCAAAAGUUUCAGGUUGGAACAAGAACAGGAAAAAUAUGACUAUGCAGCUAUAUCAAAGAACAUGGGAAUAUCAGAAAAUAAUUCUUAUGAAAAACCAAAUGUUACUAGACUAACACCUGAUUCUACGUAUGGAAUAUAAAUUAAAUCCUCUUUUAUUUUGUGAGCUAUAGCCCUUCACACCCUGAAUCCAUCAGUUAUAAUCAAGAGAUAGUUUAUUCUGACUGGAAUGGCUUUUAUUCUUGGCACAGAGUCUACUCAAGUAAAAAUUAAACAGAAAUAAAACACUGUGCUGAAUACAGUGGUCACAGAAAAUGUAGAAAUUAUUUCUGGUAUUCUGAGAAAUUAUAAUAUUCUAAAAAUUACACUUAAAUAAAGAUAUUAUACUUAGGUGUAAAAAAAUCUUUAGCUUGUUUUGAAGUAUCUUUUAUUUGGGCAUUCAUGUCAGGCAGAAAUCCUUUUCCAUUAAAAAAGGAAAAGGAGCAAAAAAAAAAAAGGUAAUUGGGCAGUAUAGCAAAUUUUCUUUUUAU
Molecule: messenger RNA, 1387 nt
Organism: Phyllostomus discolor (pale spear-nosed bat)
Lineage: Eukaryota; Metazoa; Chordata; Mammalia; Chiroptera; Phyllostomidae
Gene: C6H11orf65
Product: chromosome 6 C11orf65 homolog
Exons: 9
Coding region: 79-999 (306 amino acids)
Source: RefSeq, a predicted model, not a curated record